Didymodactylos carnosus is the source of this 945-nucleotide messenger RNA. The record is from the annotation of a GenBank genome assembly. NCBI's taxonomy places the organism in Eukaryota, Metazoa, Rotifera, Eurotatoria, Philodinida, Philodinidae.
AUGGAAUAUGAACUGGUGGGUUCUCAGAGAUUCAACCGUCCAACUAACGAAGCGGUUCAAACAAUGUACAAUGAAUUAAAAAAAUGCUAUGAUACGUUAACGGUUUUGACACAAGGCAUUCAUGCAUUAUCAGAUGAUACAAACAGAUUAAGUACCGAAUCACUACGUACGAAUAAUCUAAUACAAGGGGUUCUAAAUGAAUUAAACCAAAUUAAACUAUCCAUUAACGAAAAAGAUUUGUAUUCAGCUGGAAUGGCAUCGAAUCAAGGGAUGCUACAACAAGAAUUGUCAAGCAUCAAACAAAAAGUAGAAGAAGCUGAGUUCGUUUCCUGUGAUGGUACAUUAAUAUGGAAAGUAACGAAUGUGUCUGAUAAAAUUGCAGACGCACAGUCCGAAAGACAAACAUCCAUUUAUUCGCCUCCCUUCUACUCCUCACCAACCGGGUACAAGAUGCGAGCACGGUUAUAUCUCUGUGGAGAUGGAAACGCUCGUCGUACGCACAUGUCAGUAUUUUUUGUGCUCAUGCGAGGCGAUUAUGAUCCUAUACUCAAAUGGCCUUUCAAUCACAAGGUCACCUUCUCUUUAGUUGAUCAAUCAGGUCAGAAUCGACACGUGAUCGACUCAUUUCGACCAGAUGUCAAGUCAAACAGUUUCCAGAGACCGCGCUCAGAGAUGAAUAUCGCCAGUGGGAUCCCCAAGUUCUUUCCUUUACCCAUGUUUCAACAAGAUGGCAACAACUAUGUUCGAGACGAUAUAAUGUUCAUUAAAGUGAUUGUUGACUUUGCUGAUUUGCCAAAAAUGAUAUUACCUUAUGCACUUAACUUAAAUCCGGGUCUGCCAUUGCAAGUUCAACAACAUUGUAUUAACCAAGAAAUUCAAAAACGGCAACAAGCCCCUACAAUGCCUGCAGCUGUCCCGCCGCCAACAACAACCUCAGGCAACUGA